AGUCGGGCAGCUAGUUACUCUAAGGAGGAGGAAAAGUUGCAAUGGUGUCGCUUGAACCGGGUGCAAACUAUGUAGUUGUCUCAUUUAUAUUGACAUAAAGGCAUGGGAAGCAGAACUGUAGAGGGAAGACACCCCCUGCAUUGCACGCCACAGCCCGUUCCGUGAAUGCUCGCAAUGAGGAAACAGCUUCAGUAACCGCUGGAUCCGGCUGUUAUUCUUGGAUUGUUUUUGGUACGAGGGAAUGAAACUCUUUGCUCUUUAUUCAGCGACGGGGUGCGGGGACGCGUGUACCACACAUACCAAGAAGGAGACCGCAGCCUCUGCUCGUAAUGCGGACGGACUGAACGUCGACUGGAACAAUAGCAACCCGGCUGCGUUUAGCCACAGUGUCCCUCUGAAUAAUUCCCAUCGGAUUUGUCACUUUUAACGUUAUAGUUCACACUUAAUUUGCUGUAUCUCAUCAACAGCGGUGUUAGUUGCUGGGUUCUAAUCCCAAAACAGUAGGCAACGUGCAAACAUGACUUCACCUGCGAAACUACGAAAGGACAAGGAGAUUAUCGCGGAAUAUGAAACUCAAGUCAAAGAGAUCCGCGCCCAGCUGCUGGAGCAGCUCAAAUGCCUGGAUCAGCAGUGCGAGCUCCGGGUCCAGCUGCUCCAGGACCUGCAGGACUUCUUCCGCAAGAAGGCCGAGAUCGAGAUGGACUACUCCCGCAACCUGGAGAAGCUGGCGGAAAGAUUCCUGGCCAAGACCCGCAGCACCAAGGACCACCAGCUCAGGAAGGAGCAGAACCUUCCAUCCCCGGUCACCUGCUGGCACCUGCUGCUGAACCAGGUGAAGAGAGAGAGCCGAGACCACGCCACCCUGAGCGACCUCUACCUCAACAACAUCAUCCCUCGCUUCUCUCAGGUCAGCGAGGACUCGGGACGCCUCUUCAAGAAGAGUAAAGAGGUGGGCCUGCAGCUCCAGGAAGAUUUGAUGAAGGUCAUGAAUGAGCUAUACACGGUGAUGAAGACCUACCACAUGUACAACACGGACAGCAUCAACGCGGAGAGCAAGCUGAAGGAGGCCGAGAGGCAGGAGGAGAAGCAGAUGGGCCGCGCCGGCAAAACGGACGACCGGCAGAUGCCCCGCUCGCCCGACUCCCUCGCCAGCGUCCGCAUCGAGGAGAAGCACGUCCGCCGCAGCUCCGUCAAGAAGAUCGAGAAGAUGAAGGAGAAGCGUCAGGCCAAAUACACUGAGAACAAACUCAAAGCCAUCAAGGCCAGGAACGAGUAUCUGCUGGCCCUGGAGGCCACCAACUGCUGUGUCUUCAAGUACUACAUCCACGACCUGUCUGACCUCAUCGAUUGCUGCAACCUGGGCUACCACGCCAGCUUGAACCGGGCACUGCGGACGUACCUUUCAGCAGAGUUCAAUGCCGAAACGUCCAAGCACGGCGGCCUGGAGAUGAUCGAGAACGCGGCGGAGAACCUGGAGGCCAACGCCGACAAGCAGCGUCUGAUGGAGGCCUACAACAGCGUCUUCUGCCCCCCGAUCCGCUUCGACUUCCAGCCCCACAUGGGAGACACGAUGGGGCAGAUAUGUCCCCAGCCUCCCCUGCAGGGGGAGCUGCUCCAGAGGUGCCAGCAGCUUCAGUCCCGCCUCUCCACCCUCCGGAUAGAGAACGAGGAGGUGAAGAAGACCAUGGAGGCCACCCUGCAGACCAUCCAGGACAUGGUGACCGUGGAGGACCAUGACGUGACCGACUGCUUCCACCUCAGCGGCUCCAUGGAGUCAGUCAAGUCCAUUGCCUCCGAGUCCUUCAUGAGCAAGCCCAGCCUGGCCAAGAGGAGGGCCAAUCAGCACGAGACGGAGCAGUUCUACUUCACGAAACUGAAGGAGUUCCUGGAGGGCCGCAACCUGAUCACCAAACUGCAGGCCAAACACGACCUGAUCCAGAAGUCUCUGGGAGAGAGCCAGAAGACUGAGUCCUGCAUAGCCAGCUCCAGGAAGAACUCCACAGCUCGGAAGCAGGACGGCGGCCGGCCCAUCCCGCUGGUGGUGGAGAGCUGCAUUCGCUUCAUCAGCCGGCACGGGCUGCAUCAUGAGGGCAUCUUCAGAGUGUCUGGAUCGCAGGUGGAAGUCAAUGACAUCAAAAACGCCUUUGAGAGGGGUGAAGACCCCUUGUCUGGUGAUCCUAAUGACCAUGAGAUAGACUCCAUUGCAGGGGUCCUCAAGCUCUACUUCCGGGGCCUGGACCACGCCCUCUUCCCAAAGGAAGUCUUCCAUGACCUCAUUUCCUGUGUUGCUAUGGACAACCUGCACGAAAGAGCAGCCCACAUCCGCAAAGUCCUGCUGUCUCUGCCCAGCAACACCCUGGUCAUCAUGAGAUACCUGUUUGCUUUCCUCAGCCACCUGUCCCAGUACAGCGAGGACAACAUGAUGGACCCCUAUAACCUGGCCAUCUGCUUCGGCCCCACACUCAUGUGCGCCCCCGAAGGGCAGGACCAGGUGUCCUGCCAGGCACAUGUCAAUGAGCUCAUCAAGACCAUCAUCAUCCACCACCAGGACAUCUUCCCCGGGCCCCUGGAGCUGGAGGGCCCCCUGUACGACCGCGGAGGGUCCUCAGAGGGCUACAGUGACAGCCUACACAGUGAGCUCCCCCUGGUGGACGAACCUGCACCCGACAAUAUCAGUGGACUCCACUCAAGUGGUGAAGGGCACCUGCCGCUGUUGGAGUCUGACCCUGUGGAGGCCGUGGCCCGCUUUGACUACUCGGGCCGCACCACCCGCGAGCUGUCCUUCCAGAAGGGGGCGCCACUGCUGCUGUUCCACCGGGCCUCAGAUGACUGGUGGGAGGGGCGUCAUAACGGCGUGGACGGGCUGGUGCCGCACCAGUAUGUCGCCGUGCAUGACAUGGAUGAGGGCGUGGCUGAGAGGAGGAGCCCCAGGACCGAAGUGGGCGGAGCCUAUGAGGAGAAAGUGGCAACUAGGGGAAGUGUGAGCUCUCCUACUGGUGGCCAUGUUGCUGAUAUCUACCUGGCCAACCUCAACAAGAUGAGGAAGUGGCCGGAGGGUGGGAGCAUUCGCAGGACCUACCGGACGAGCGAGGGCGUUUCCGAGGGGCCCUCAGGGGCUACGGGGAGCCUCAGGGCCACCUCCAUGCCAGUGGGGGGGCUCCCGAGAGAGGUGCCAGACAAGCGUCCCGUCAGCGCCCACAGCGUCUUCACCACCCUGUCUCGCCACGCCUCACUCAAGACCAAGGUGGAGCCCCCGCAGGUCCCCAAAACGGCCACUGCGGGGCGCUCCAAAAGCUUCAGUAACCACCGGCCCGUGGACCCUGAGGUCAUUGCACAGGUGGAGCACAGCUCACAGGACAUCGAGGCGGCCAUGACGACAGCGCUGAACGAGCUUCGGGAGCUGGAACGUCAAAGCAGCGCCAAGCAGCACGCCCCUGACGUGGUGCUGGACACGCUGGAACCGCUGAAGGGCGGGGCGGGCUCCCGGGGGCCCCUCUCGGAGCCCGCCAGCCCCCUGCACUCCCGGCUGCUGAAGGAGGCCGACCCCCCCCAGAGCUCCCUGCAGCGUAGCGCCAGCUCCGCCAGCGACGUGCCCAGCACCUUCCGCCCGAAGAGCUCCGGCAAAGGCCCCGCCCCUGUCCCUGUCCCUGUCCCUGUCCCCUCCCCCGGCCCCGCCCCCCGCGAGCCCCGACCCCCAGCCACUCGCCCCAAACCCGUCCUCUUCCCCAAGACCCACUCGGGCGCCGGGGCAAGCGUUGGCUCGCCCACCACCCCCACACCCCCCACACCCCCGCCCCCACCCACAGACAAAUCCUGCCCUGCGUGACCAGCCUCGCCCCCCCCCCAUCCAGUGAAGAUGCACAGAAUGUAUUCCACAACUGUUUCUCAACAUAAUAUUACUGUCAUGCUCUGUGAAGACAGAGUGCUCGUCCUAUUCCCGUAGAUGUGAAGUGCUUCUGUUUGUGUUUAUACACACACACACACACACACACACAC
Molecule: messenger RNA, 3996 nt
Organism: Megalops cyprinoides (Indo-Pacific tarpon)
Lineage: Eukaryota; Metazoa; Chordata; Actinopteri; Elopiformes; Megalopidae
Product: SLIT-ROBO Rho GTPase-activating protein 2-like
Exons: 23
Coding region: 518-3826 (1102 amino acids)
Biological process (GO): negative regulation of cell migration; signal transduction
Cellular component (GO): cytoplasm
Molecular function (GO): protein binding
Source: RefSeq, a predicted model, not a curated record